UUAUAUUCCAUCCUGAAAUGUUCCUUGAUAAAUAUUUUUAUUUAAAACUAUAUAUAGGUGUAGAUGCCUUUUCAUGGUGCUCCACUUACUUAUCUUUUACCUUAAGCCUGACUUAGUCUCCAUCUUCUUCUCCUACUUCUUCCCUUGGCCUUCACCAUCUUCGCUCUUUUGAAACUCUUUUUUUUUUAUAAUUUCGUGAGAAAUUAUGUUUUUUCAUUGAGAUUCCUUCUGUACAUAAUAUGUUUUGUGAUUCAUCAAGAGAGGCUUCUCCAAAAGAUGAAAGAAGCAUAGAAUCAAGGGAGAGGCUGUUUCUCUAUUCUGCUAUUAUUGUGUUUAUCAUUUUUUUUACAACGAGUCUAUAAGAUUACAGCACUUCGAAGUAGGAGAGAGGAGAUUGUUGUUCGGCUACUUCAAUCUUGGCAAUAGAAAGGACACAUAGUUUCCGGGUAAUCAAGUUUUACGAAAGGAUAAUCCAAGAAAACUUCUGCAUAUAGUUCGGCGGUUUUGUGAUCUUCACCUGUUCACCAUGUCAGUGAAAAUGAAGGGCAUCUAUAAAGGCUUCAAAUGUAUCUCUCAAAUAUUUGCCGUUGAGAAAGAAAGAGAUGAAAUAGAAAUUGGGUUUCCAACAGAUGUAAAACAUGUGGCUCAUAUUGGCUGGGAGGGUUCUUCUGGUAGUGCUCCUGGUUGGAUGAGUGAGUUUAAGGUCGGAGCUGAGGUUUUAUCUCCAAGAGCAUCAUCUUUUAGUAAUGCAAGACCUUCUACUUCUUUUUUCACUUCUUCUUCCACUGAUUUUGAUCAAGGAUCGAGUCAACGAACAAUAUCUGAUACACUAAGAGAUAUACCUCCAGUUACUCCAAUAAAUUUACCGAAAAAUAACAAGAAAAGUAGUAGAAGAAAAAAGUCGGCUUCAUCAGCAUCAUCUCCAAAAUCUUCAAGAUCAUCUAUAUUAUCCAAAUCUUCGUAUAAAUCAACUGUAUCACGACUAAUCUAGAAAAUAUGAUAACAGAUGGAAGAUUAAAAAAAAAAAAACAGAAGUUUGGUCAUCUUUGUGCAUACUUAAAGGGAUUUUGUUUGCAUUUUCUGCUGAUUAUUUUUGUCUUUUUCUUUUUACAUAUGUAGACAUGUUGUAUUGUUUGGAGUUUGGUUUCUUUAAUGUAAACUUAGACAGAACUAGGGAAAGAAAAUUGUAUGAAAUGAUGGUGAA
Camelina sativa (false flax) is the source of this 1204-nucleotide messenger RNA. Its product is annotated as CRIB domain-containing protein RIC10. Lineage: Eukaryota; Viridiplantae; Streptophyta; Magnoliopsida; Brassicales; Brassicaceae. The record is from RefSeq and is a predicted model, not a curated record.